Molecule: messenger RNA, 1547 nt
Organism: Drosophila innubila
Lineage: Eukaryota; Metazoa; Arthropoda; Insecta; Diptera; Drosophilidae
Gene: Nadk1b
Product: NAD kinase
Exons: 4
Coding region: 161-1291 (376 amino acids)
Biological process (GO): NADP+ biosynthetic process; NAD+ metabolic process
Molecular function (GO): NAD+ kinase activity
Source: RefSeq, a predicted model, not a curated record
CAACGUGUUUAAAAAGGCUGCGAUUUUCCCACGUCAGAGUUCUCUGCACAUUGAGGAGUUUAACUGCUCGAAGGAAAACAACAACAAGUGUUUGCUGAGGCGCACACGUAGCUUAAAUGCUCCAUCGCCUUUCCAGCAGUUUGGACCAUGUGGUCGCAUUAUGAAAAACUCCGUGAUGGUUAUGCAAAUUCAGGAUCCGGCUAGUCAACGCCUGACCUGGUAUAAGCCACCACUCACCGUGCUGGUCAUCAAGAAGGUCAGCGAUGCCUCUGUGCUGGCUCCAUUUGUGCAGCUGGUGACUUGGCUGCUGAUCGAGAAGAAUAUGGUCGUUUGGGUAGAGUCCGCAGUGCUGGAGGAUGCACUACUCAACGAGGACACUCAAUUUCAGGAUAUUCGAGACAAACUGGUGACCUUCAAAGAUGGUCGCGAUGAUCUCACCGAUCGCAUUGACUUCAUUGUCUGCCUUGGAGGAGAUGGAACACUGUUGUACGCUUCGCUGCUAUUCCAGCAAUCGGUGCCACCGGUGAUGGCCUUCCAUUUGGGAUCGCUGGGCUUCUUGACACCCUUUCGCUUCGACAAUUUCCAGGAGCAACUCACCAGUGUGCUGGAGGGUCAUGCGGCGCUGACAUUGCGCAGUCGUCUGCGCUGUGUGAUGCACCGGAGGAGUGACAAGCGACACCAGACAUUGGCGAACCAUGCUGUCGAUUCGGAUGAACAAUGUACACCCGCUCCCAAUAGUAUUUUAGUGCUGAACGAGGUGGUCAUCGAUCGCGGACCAUCCCCCUAUCUGAGCAAUAUUGACCUGUUUCUGGAUGGCAAGUACAUCACGUCGGUGCAGGGAGAUGGUCUCAUUGUGUCAACGCCCACGGGCAGCACAGCGUAUGCUGUGGCCGCUGGUGCAUCCAUGAUUCAUCCCUCUGUGCCGGCAAUUAUGGUGACGCCCAUUUGUCCACAUUCGCUGAGUUUUAGGCCCAUUGUGGUACCAGCUGGUGUGGAACUAAAGAUUUCAGUUUCUCCCGAGAGUCGCAAUACAUCCUGGGUCAGCUUCGAUGGCCGCAACCGUCAGGAACUGUUCCAUGGUGAUAGUCUGCGUGUGACAACCUCGAUUUAUCCGGUUCCCAGUAUUUGUGCACAGGAUCAAAUAUCCGACUGGUUUGCAUCGCUAGCCGAUGGACUCCACUGGAAUGUGCGCAAGCGUCAGAAAUGUCUCGAUGAACUCUCGGAUCUAACAGCAUCCGGAUCGGAGGAUACAUUCGACGAGAUUGAAAAUCUAAAAUUGUACGAUUUGUAGGCGUAAGUUUUUUUUUUUUAUAGAGGUCUCGUUAUAAGCUUCAGUUGUAGAUAAACUUUGCAAUUUAUGCAUGUGUUUAAGUUGAACAUUAUAAAAUGUUAAUUUAUAAGUAGACUUAAAAUGUAGUUACAUAUCGAUAAAUAUUAUUAAUGCGAAUCAAAACGGAGUAGAUCAUUAUGGAUCACAAGUGGAGUCAACUUUCCGCUUUUAUCGAUAUCGAAUAUACUAGCCGUUAAAUCAGCUCAGAAUAUUUAAA